AUGGCUCCGCUUCCUCAUAACGAGGCGGAACUGGACAGCCAUACUUCGGACUUGGCCAGCCAGGACUCUCCGCUGCGCCGACAAUUCUCCGAGCCAUUACACGCUCACUCUACUUCUACUCAGGCGUCUCCAUCCCCUUCUCCCAUGACGCACAAAUCUAAAUGCUCUUGGUGCGGCAAGGAAUUUGAGUCUGCCAAUGAUUCCAAGUCGCAAUAUGAUGCUCUCAAAGAACAUAUUGCUACCGUUCAUCCGCAGAUUGCCAAAUUCUCCAUGUAUGAGGGUGCCGACGAAGAUGAAGAGUCUCAACUCCACGAAGCCGAUCCUCAAGCAGAGGACAAUGCAGAGGUCGCGGCUGAGAGUGAAGCCGAUGACGAAGAGCAAGAUGAAGCCGCUGCAAAUGGCGUGACUGAGGUGACGGAAGCUUACGAUAACGACAAGGACCAAAGCGUCGAUGGCGAUGAAGCUGACGGCCCCGAGGCUGACGCUCUUUCUAAUCAGCUUCAUGAGUUCUCUCGCGGUCAAGACUCAGUUUCGUUGGAUCAACGUCUUCAUAAUUUGUGGAGUGUCAAUGAUAUCCGUAAAUUUUCGGAAGACUAUGACGAGAAGUCGUCUGACCUAGACCACUCUUGGUCCAUGUUGCUCCGGGGCCCGAAGCGCGCACAAAAACGUGAUGGCAACGAAUUUGCUGAACGGCCCGGACCGUACAAGCAGGUGAAAGCUGCCAAAGGGGAAUUCCUAGAAAUGACUCCCCUAGAAGAGUUUUUGGCGCCGCUUCGGGACCCGGAGCACCGCUCGACCGAAGAGCUGUAUGCUAUCACAGAAAACGUGGCAUAUGCCUUGAAGGCGUGGCAGGACGAGUAUAUGGCCAUAGAAAAGCUGCACAAGGUAGCGACUCGCCAUAAUGCGAAGCCGACGAGCGACCCGAGGAAGUUGCAAAGGCCUCAAGUAUUUGAGGAUAAGAAGGAAGCCAUGCUCUACGGCUACAAGUACGAGGCCAAGGAGGAUAAAGUGGGCAACCAGAACCCAUUCACGCAGGGCGGGUUCAAGCCAACGCCCGCUCAAUUCCGAAAGAUGACGGCCAAGAUUGGUCCCAAUCAUCCUAACCCGGAUGGCUGGCGCACCAUCGUCAAAUUCGGAGUCGAGCACGUGCCGAAGUUCCAGAACCCGCCACGCGAGGAAUUUGUUGGCAAGGCCACGCGCAAGCGCAGGGCCGCGGAGCUGGAGGCGGCUAACCGAGAGAUGGCAGCCUCUGGCUCCGAAGAGCCCACUAUCGAGACACCGGCUCAGACUGACACCGAAGAGUAUGGCCCCAAGCGGCGCACACGUGGCCGUCGCCCUGGCACCGAGAUCGACGAAGCCCAGGCAUCCGCGACCCCCCCUCGGGGUGCGGUUCGGGGGCGUGGAAGUGGCCGCGGCCGCGGUAGAGGCGCAGCUCGCGGAGGUGGAGUCAUUGCUUCGACGGAGAUAUAUCAGCCCGUGGCUGCUGCGACCUCAGCACCACGGCCGUCAUCUGGACGAGGGGAACAUGUGGCCAGCUCCCUUCAGGCACGACCUGCCACUGCCCAGUUGACACCGAUCGAACCGGCACCUAGUAGCACGACGCCGACGCCUCCCGCAAGCAUCCAAACCGGCAGCACACUGGAGGAUGGGGUGGAUCCCGCUGAACAGGCGCGGCGACAAAAGAUUGCCAACUCAAAGAACCCGAAGCGAACAGAGGCCAUGCUGAACCACUGGGCACGUUUCAACCGCGAGGGUCGCGUGCGCAAUCCCAAACGCUCUAAGGCUCAAAUCGAGGCCGACCGCGCGGCGGAGGCUGCUCGGAAGGCAUCUGAGCCCCCGAAGCCGGGAAAGAUCAAGAAGAAGCCGGAGGGCGGGGUGUAUGGGGAGCCUGCGCGACCUAACGCAGGGCUCGCGCCCGCACCUAUGCCUGCAUCGACACCUUUGGCUCCUGGUCCUCCUGCGCAUCAUCAGCUCGCGCCGAUUGCUGCACCACGACCGUCACUUACGCCAUAUGCUCCUAUCGAUCCUCGAGCGGUGGCACCAUUCCCAGGGCCUCAUGGUCUUUUACAGCAAGCGCCGCUGCAGCCGUAUCGCACACCAUACCCGGAGUACUACAGUCCUUAUGGGGCGCCUGCGCCUGGGCUGCCACCACCGCAUCCGCGACCUGCGUGA
Molecule: messenger RNA, 2172 nt
Organism: Aspergillus luchuensis
Lineage: Eukaryota; Fungi; Ascomycota; Eurotiomycetes; Eurotiales; Aspergillaceae
Exons: 1
Coding region: 1-2172 (723 amino acids)
Source: RefSeq, a predicted model, not a curated record